AUGUUUUGGGCUGCAUUACUCCUGUUCUCAGGUAAUGCUGUUGCAGAACGUCAUGACUCGGAUUUGAUGUCUUUUGUGACGCUACCUGAAGUCCGAGCCUUAAAAUGGGAGAUUGAAUACUUCGACCGCGACCGGCUGGCCCCCGGAUACUGGUUCGUUGCGCCAUAUGGGCAAAUCAGGCCAGAUCAACCUACCAUGAAAUAUCAACAAUAUCAAGUCGGUCCCUACAUUUAUGACGACAAUGGCGUCCUUAUCUGGGCUGGAUCGCUCUUGUACGACAAUCAUAAUGUUUUCGAUUUCAAGCCGGUUCAUAACAUUGAUGAAAGCUCCCACCUGUCAUUCAUUGUGGGAUGGGAAUAUGACGAUUCCAAGAAGGGCCACGGCGCGAUUGUGAACAACCAUUACGAGGUGGAAAAAGAGGUCCAGGCCCCUAGCAAUAUCCAUGACUUCAACAUGCACGAAUUCAACAUCAUGGACGGUGGAAAGACUGCCCUGGCUUGCACAUAUCGUGCCCAGAGUAUCAGUCUGGCUGAUUUCGAACGCCCAACGGAAGAGAGUUGGGUCACGGUUGGCGGGUUUGUCGAGGUGGAUGUCGAAACUAGCGAGGUUCUGGUCCAGUGGGAUUCAGUCGACAAGAUUUCCCUGAACGAGUCCAAUAUGUUCCAUGCUUCGGAUCAAUCCCUUGGAUCGCCCGGUUGGGAUUACGUACAUAUCAAUGCAGUCGACAAGAACGAGGCCGGUGAUUACUUGAUCUCAUUGCGGUUCACUGAUACCAUUUACUUGAUUUCUGGCAAUGACGGAAACAUCGUGUGGCGCCUGGGUGGAUUGAAGAGCGACUUUAAGCAGGACUUCACCUUCUCUAAGCAGCACGAUGUCAAAUUUGUCUCUUCAGACGGCACUCACCACGUUAUUUCGUUGCUGAACAAUGCUGCUGACGAACGUGGCAACGACGAGAAGACCUCUUCCGUUUUGUUCAUCGAGCUAGACACAACUGUUACCCCUAUGACUGCCAAGGUGAUCAAACGGAUUAACCGCCCCGAUAGCGGUCUCACCAGACUCCGUGGCAGCGCCCGUGCCCUUCCCAACGGCAACGUCUUUAUCGGAUGGAGCGAACGCGGUUAUUCGAGCGAGCACGCACCGAACGGCGACCUUCUAAUGACCGCGCGGUUUGUAUCAGACCGGUACUCAACCUACCGCUCUUACAAGGGCGAGUUCACCGGCCGCCCCACUGCGCCUCCAGACCUGGUCGCAUCCGUCUACGGUACUAACAGCGAGGACACGACGACCGUCAUCUACGUUAGUUGGAACGGCGCUACCGAUGUCGUCCAGUGGAAGUUCUACGCGCAGGGCUCCGACCACAAAGAGUCCGUGCUCAUUGGUACUACCAACAAAACCGACUUCGAGACCAUGUUCAUCGCCGAUGGUUAUAUGGACUUUGUUUCCGCAGAGGCCAUCGAUGCCGACGGCAAUGUCAUGCACACUUCGAAGAUCAUGCGCACUGGCACUCCGCCCAACUGGAAAACUGCUGGCUGGAAUGGUUCCGGCUCCGGCCCUACUCCUGAUGAUCCUGCAGUUAUGGUCGCUGCCAACGAUAACACGGAUUCAACGUCUUCCGCUGGAAGUGGCGCCAAAGCAGCCGAAUCUAUCAGCGACAGUACGUCUGGCAACCGCUCAAAUGCCCAGUACGCCGACGCGAAGGAGGUCGCCAAGGCCGUCUACAAGGCCUACGAUCUUGUUCGCACAAUCGGUAGUCUCCUCCUAUUCCUGCUUUUAGCUGGCCCUAUGUGCGGAGGUGGAUUUGCCCUCUGGCGGUUCAUCCGCAACCGCCGUACUGCUCGCUACCAGCACGUUCCCUCCGAGGAGGGAAUUCCCCUCGCUUCUACCCGGCGGUCUUGA
Molecule: messenger RNA, 1896 nt
Organism: Penicillium vulpinum
Lineage: Eukaryota; Fungi; Ascomycota; Eurotiomycetes; Eurotiales; Aspergillaceae
Exons: 3
Coding region: 1-1896 (631 amino acids)
Source: RefSeq, a predicted model, not a curated record